Messenger RNA from Sitophilus oryzae (rice weevil), 2840 nucleotides. RefSeq names its product nuclear receptor subfamily 2 group C member 1-A-like. The transcript is spliced from 5 exons. Gene Ontology annotation, molecular function: zinc ion binding; nuclear receptor activity; RNA polymerase II cis-regulatory region sequence-specific DNA binding. Lineage: Eukaryota; Metazoa; Arthropoda; Insecta; Coleoptera; Curculionidae. The record is from RefSeq and is a predicted model, not a curated record. Gene Ontology annotation, biological process: anatomical structure development; cell differentiation; regulation of transcription by RNA polymerase II. Bases 301 to 1776 code for a protein of 491 amino acids.
UUAAGUGGAAAUAUAUUAUUCGUAUUCGUGUCAUUAUAAUAUAAAAAAAUUAUUAAAAUAAAUUUGCAUUAAUUUUUCAAACUUCCCGCUGCUUAAUAGGUCAAAUGUGAAGCUUUCAGAUCAGUUUUUCUACCUAGGCGAGUGGCAGGUGUAAGGUCAUGAACCUUGCCCAAUGCAACAAAUUUCCUUGUUUAAAAUUCAACGAAAGGUUGUGAUAUUUUAGCCACACACACCAAGAAUAUGUCGCAAACGUGUCCAGAUAAAUGAGAGGUAAAACGAGCAAUUAAUUAUAUUCUGAAGAUGGAACAAAAUCUAAAAACAGAAAUGCAAAGUGUAAAGUCAGAAAUGCUUAGUGACAAAAAUAGAACGCCCGCAAACAAUAUGUGUCUCUCAAUUGAACUUUGUGUGGUUUGCGGAGAUAGGGCUUCAGGCCGACACUAUGGGGCAAUAUCAUGUGAAGGUUGUAAAGGAUUUUUUAAAAGAUCAAUUCGUAAACAGUUGGGAUACCAAUGUAGAGGCAGCAAAAACUGCGAAGUAACCAAACACCACCGCAAUAGAUGCCAAUAUUGUAGGCUUCAAAAGUGUUUGGCAUGUGGAAUGAGAAGUGAUUCCGUGCAACACGAAAGAAAACCUAUAAUUGAUAAGAAGGAAUUCUCUGGUAAUGCAACAAGUAAUUUCAAUGCUGCCAAUGUAAAUGCCGUAAAAGGAAUAUUUAUUCGAAAGGAUCUUAAUACCGACUCCACUCCACUUAUAACUAAUCCCUUUAAUCAGUGUGAUUUGGGACUUCAGUUUCUUAGCAAGAGAAUAAGUAGUAACGCAACAACAGAUUCCUUUCACCUGUCACCAUCCCAGAACAGCAUAGAUGAUGAAGUAUCUAUGGACAGUACAAAUACAGGGAAUGAGCUUUCUGAUGCUCUCAAUGUUGCCAGAGAAAAACAGUUAAUUUCCAAAGCUUUAGAUACUAUGGCUAGGUUACAAUGCUUAAAUGGUACAGACAUUAAAACAUUAUCUAGAGAUGAAAAGUCUUACGAUUAUGAAGGUCCAAUUCUCCAAGAGCAGCAUGUCACCUUUAAUCUUCAAACCCCUGGACCUGUGCCUCCAUAUUUACAUAUACAUUACAUAUGUGAAAGUGGCUCUAGACUUUUAGUGUUGUCAAUUCACUGGGCCAAAAAUAUUCCAGCAUUUCAGUACUUAAGUACAGACAUACAGGUAUCAUUGUUAAGAGGCUGCUGGGCAGAACUCUUCACACUGGGAUUGGCACAAUGUUCCCAAUCUCUUUCACUAUCCACAAUUUUAUCAGCAUUAAUCAGUCAUUUGCAUGCUUCCAUUGCUCAAGAUAAAAUGGCUGCUUCCAAAGUAAAGCAGCUAACAGAUCAUAUAGUAAAACUGCAAGAUUUUGUUAAUUCCAUGAACAGACUGCAUGUAGAUGAAGAAGAAUAUGCUUAUUUGAAGGCCAUUACUUUGUUCAGUGUGGAUCAACUAGAUGUGUUACUUAGAAAACCUGUAGAAAAGCUUCAAGAAAAGAGUUUUCAAGCUUUAAAAAAUUAUAUUAGUAGUAGUUCAGGAGAUGCUGAUAGGUUUGCCAGGCUACUGCUCAGAUUACCACCUUUAAGGGCACUGGAACCAAGCAUAUUGGAAGAAUUAUUUUUUGCUGGACUUAUUGGUCAUGUUCAAAUAGACAGUGUGAUUCCAUACAUCCUUAGAAUGGGAACAAAUUCUACAAAUAUGACUAAUAGCAGAAUGGUAAAGUCAGAGUUAGAAGAUUUUUGUAAAUGACUUUAUCUAUUUUUCUAAACCCUUAAUGUAUAUCUGUUAAUAUAAUCAUCAAGUUCAUAGGCAUAACAUAUUUUAUAUAAAAAGACAAAAUAUUUUUUGAUCAAGAUUGUAUAAAAGAAUAUUUUCCUAAAUAUAUACAAGUGUAAGAACUAAAGCUUGUUGUAAAGCUAGUUAAAUAUUAUUUAAAGAAAAUUAAAAAUAUAUAUUUAUAUUUAAUAUUAUAUUUUGCACAAGGCAACAAUCUUUAUCAGCAUGAAGUGGGUGCAAUCUUAUGUGCAAUUUUUGCAUUAGUUAAGACAUAACAAUACAUAACUGACCAAAGAAAAUAUUUCAAUUGUAUGUAUUUGUUUUGCUUUAUUUGUCCAUUUUUUUAUUUCUUAUAUAAUUACUUGCUUUGCUUCUCUCUUUUAAAACUCUGUGCAUUAUGGUGUGAAUACUUAAGGAUUGAGAUAAAUAUGGUAUUUAUGGUUGGUAUGUAUUUAAUUGAAAUCUGAAAAAUAUUCUUAAUCUUUUAAAUAACCGUCCACUAUAUAUAUCAUGAAUAUUCUCUUAUAGAAACGUAGAUAAAAAUACUUGAGAUAGCAAAGACAAAGAAAGUUACAAGUAGCCUGUAUAGUAUAUUUUUAUGUAAAACUUUUUAAUCCUGCAGUGGCGUAUUUUAAUAGGGACCAUAUACAUAAAACCAAAUAAAAUAUUUAUACUAGUUUAUUGUGGUGUUCUCUUACAUUGUUUCUAUUUAACUAACAUAUUUUUAUAUAACUAAUGUUCUUUAUUUAACAUUUUAUUUAGCAAUAUCAAAAUUACUUCCUUGUAUAUAAGAUUUUGCUUUGUGCGUUGUAACACUUAAAUAGUUUAGUUUAUACUCCCAGUGUAAUAAUAUUUUUUUCUUGUAUUACUUAAAAAUCUUAGUCACUUAAAUGUUUUAUUUAUUUAUGGAUAUUUUGUGAUAGAGAGGAUGAAGAGUGUGUGCCUUCUUGUCAAAUGUAGUGACAAUAUAAAAAGGAUACAUAUAACAAAAUACAAUUCAACUUAUGAUUUAAGUGUAAUAAAAAUAUUUUAUACAU